Messenger RNA from Xyrauchen texanus (razorback sucker), 1122 nucleotides. Its product is annotated as protein FAM180A-like. The transcript is spliced from 3 exons. The record is from RefSeq and is a predicted model, not a curated record. Lineage: Eukaryota; Metazoa; Chordata; Actinopteri; Cypriniformes; Catostomidae. Bases 50 to 556 code for a protein of 168 amino acids.
UGUUUAUUUACUCUUUAACGCCGAGAAACGGCGAGAGACGAGAAGCAUCAUGAAGGUCCUCAGGAUUCUGUCUCUCUCCGCUCUGAUGUGUCACAUGUCCACCUCCACAUCCCAGCACUUCAGAAAAGCUCUGUACCCAUCAGCCUUCAGAGUGAAGCGAGGGACGCCAGCUCUGCUCGACCCCUCGUUUCAGAGGUCUGUAGAGGAUGCCAACCUUCUCUACGAGGUGUUGUUAUCAGGAGCGCACAUGGACUCGGUGCAAGGAACGCUCCAUAUAUCAGAUGAGGAACUGGCGUCUCUGAGAAAGCUGGAUGUUCUUGAGGUUCUGUGUGAAGAUGUUCUGCCCAGAACUCUCUCUGAGAUUCAGCGCCUCAACUCUCAGCUGGCAAGGCACCGUGGAGAGCUACGGAUGGAGGACUUUGAGCGGACAGUCCUUACAAUGGUGUUCUCAGCACAACAACUCCAACAUACCAGCCCCGGCCAUCAGAGGGAGCUGUGGGCAAACAGCCUCUUACAACUCUAUAAAGCCAUUAAAGGAGACCUGCAGCUGGAGUGAAGACUGUUGUCUUCUACAAAAUACUAGAAACUCGUAAAAACACCUUAACUGGUGCAUCGCAGGUCAUGGACAGCAGGUUAAAAUCAAUGCUAAGUGCACAAAGAAACAUAGUGGACAAUAUAUAAUCAAGUAAAUAUUCCUAUUCAGUCUGUUUUGUUCAUAAUUUUGCAUAUUGUUGGGCCUAUGCAGUUCAUGGUAAGAUUAAUACAUUUCAGCACAUUUUGUUUACUUUGGUAUGAUGCACACUUUUGGUACUGUGUUGGGUUGAGACCUGACCAGUGUUCUGUUGUGCUGUUAUCGUUAUUUGGCGUGCAUCUCAAGAAUGUUUGCAUAAGUUCACCUUCACAGUGACAAAUCACAUUCUUUGCAUAAAAUGUAUUGUCAGAUUUGAUGGCACAGUAUUGGAGAAUGAGUUCUAGUGUCCUUUGGCACGGCAAAACCUGUUCGUCCGCUCUGCUGAAAUGUUUGUGACUGGAAAUAUAUGCAGUUAUAUAAUAUAAAGAGACAAUAUAGCAGCGAGCAUGACUGACAAUAAAACUGUAAAGCUUUGGUGCUGCAUUAAAAGA